UUUGGGGGCCAGACGCACCAUUAGCUGCUAAUUCGGAGCGCCCAAACUUAAGCCGGCGGGGGAACUCCAACCCACCGCGCACAGCGCUGCUUCACUGGCAGCGCUUGCUUUAAAAAAAUAGUUACUAUGAUGAUCCACGUGUCAGAGUUCCCCCUUUCUCUCUCCCACCCGGUCCGGCAUUCGACAUCAGCUGCUUCCCCCAAGCCAUCCCCUCCCCCGUCCAGCUGGAGAAGGGCUAGAUGUGGCGGCGAGGGCGGCGGCAGGAACAGAGGAUCAGUAUGACUGCCACCAGGAAGAGGAGGAGGAAGGUUAGGACGCGGGCACCUCCCGUACCUGGCUUGGCUGGUUUAGGUGGCGGCUUGGACAUCGCUGUGCAGAAGUUGGAAGCAAAGUCCUCCUGGCCGUCAAUCUAGUGCUGGGCUGCUUGCUCCCUGUCGAUCUACGUAGCCCGCCAAGCGCAGGCUUUCCGGAGAGGCAGCGCGGACGAAGAGCUACGGACUUUGUGAACGUCUCAGCAGAGCGCUUGCUGAGCGCUCAAGUUGCUUUUGCAAUGAUGAGGAAGUGGGAAUCGCAGCAGUAGCAGCAAAACUGGGUGCUUGGCGCUGCUGCCUCUAGCGGCCGAAGAGGAGCACUGCCCGCAGGGAGAAAGAGAGGCAUUGAGCAGAAAGGAGGAGCAGGCGCCAACUUGCCCCAGUCAAAUCACCUUUCCAGUAUGAGGGAGGAGUGAAGGGCAAACGCGAACCAAUAACAUUGCACGUUCCUUCCUCAAGAGGGGAGGGACGGCUCCCUGGGACAGGUUCUCCUAGCUGCGAGUCUUGGCCAAUCGGAAUGCAGCUAUGGGAUCUCUCUGCCUGUUGUAUUUGCAUAGAGCACCGUCGGUCUGUGUUUAUCUGCCACCCCUUUCCUUAACAAAAAAGAAAGAGAAACGCUAGGAGGGUUAUAAGGGAUGGGGUGGAGUUUGUUGGCUGUAUGAAUGUGGCUCGUACUUUCCUGUGGUGGUAGUUCGCGCGCCUUGCUUUGACGAGGAAGGCUGUAAAAGAACUAUGAAAAUGUUGGUGAUUGGACUUGGAGGUGUAACAAAUGGAGGGAAAACAACUCUGGCAAGAAGGCUUAAGAAACAGCUUCCAAACUGUAUUAUACUGUCUCAAGAUGACUAUUUUAAGCCGGAAUCUGACGUGGCUGUAGACGAACAUGGAUUUUUACAGUAUGAUGUACUUGAUGCCCUGCAUAUGGAAAAAAUGGUGGCAGACAUACGCUCUUGGAUGACAAACCUAGAAGACUCUGCAUUGACAAGGCCACCAUAUAGUACCCAUGAUAAUCAGAAAGGAGCAGAAGGCACUCGUGUUUUAAUUGUUGAGGGCUUCCUUCUGUAUAACUACAAGCCUCUCAGUGAUAUAUGGAAUAAAAAGUAUUUCCUAACGAUUCCUUAUGAAGAAUGUAAGAGGAGGAGAAGCAGCCGAAUUUAUAAUCCACCAGACUCACCUGGGUACUUCGAUGGACAUGUAUGGCCCAUGUAUCUGAAACAUAAGAGAGAGAUGGAAGAAAAUGAAACUGGCAUUGUUUAUUUGGAUGGAACAAAAUCACAGGAAGAUCUCUAUUCAAGAGUAUAUAGUGAAAUAGCACAGGAACUGGAAAACACAAGCAAAUUGAGACGAAGGGGACAGAGAACACCCAUCCAUUUGAAUUGGAGCUACACUUGUUCCUGAUGAACAAAGAACUAGUGCGAAUUAAAAACUUUCUGGCUGAAAGCUAUGCCCUUUUGGUUGUAAUAGCUGAAUUUCACAAAGCUCAUUCCUGUGAUAUAGUUGACAAAACUGACAAGAUUGGCCCUGACCCCAAAACAAAGGUACUUAUCUCCAGACCUAAAAAGAAAGGAACUAAGCGUAAGCCAAAGAAAGCAGAGGGCACUAAGCAGGCCCUGAACCAAAAAAUUACAUCUAAACCUAAAAGGAAAACGGAUUUACCUUCAAAACGGCAAAAAGGAAUGAAUUUUAAGAAACUUUUUAAGAUAAUGGAAGAAUCCCAGCAGACCUCUGCUAAACAAGUAAAAACACUUAAGCCAGAUUCACAGACCAUUAAGGCAAGAUCCGUGGAGGCCGAUUCAAAUCUCUGCUUUAAACCACUUAUUUCUCCCACUCGUCUAGAUGAUGUCUUUAUACCUUUUGCAACACGUUUAACUACUUCAAGGGACAGCACGGCUCUUAGUAAAGAAAUACAAGAUCCGUGGCAACACGCUCUGGACACUGACAAACUGACGCACGAUAAGAUGUCUUAUACACCUUUCCCUUUAACUCAGCAAAAAUGGGAAUUGGUGUUAAGCCACUGCAAAUUAGCGAUCUUCAAUCUCUCCAAACCGAGGGCUAUGUUGACUCCUAGCCAGCGCAAAGUACAUUUACAAUAUCUGAUACGAAAUACUGUCCCAGACUGCGGCUUGAUGGAAGAUAUAAUAGAUGUUGAAUACCUCCCUUACGAGCACAAAACCGCUACAGCAGUAGUGACCUCUGGGAGUUGGCCAUCUUUGAUGCAUCUAUACACGGUUAAAGACCAUUUUUAUCAUGCAGGCAUGUGUAUAAGUAGGUUAUUUGAGAACCAGAAGCCGAUGCACCUAUUCAGCAAAUCCCAGGACCAUGCUUUUAGGAAAAACACAAGAAAUCUCUCUCCAUCUCAGGAUGGGCCCUUGGUCAAGGUUCAUUCCUCACUAGCUGAACAACAUCUUUCCCAACAAAAACUUUUGAUUUUACACUGGAAGAAAAAGAGCUCAUAAAAUCGUUCCACUCCUUGCCUACAAGAUCUCAGAAUGAGAUUGUCGAAAGACUAACAUUUCUAAGAAAUACUCUUGCCCAAGCCUCAGCCUCUGACAAGAUGCCCCUCCGCUUUGGAACGGUGAAAUCUACUCAAGCAAGUCCGGAUUGCAUGAUGAAUUCUUUUCAACAGAAUAGAUUAAACCCCUUGGCUCAGAUGAUUGAAUCGCUUGAGGAUUCUGGGUCCCUACCCCUGAGGGGUUAUGGCUAUCAUCCGAGCACAAACUCUGAAGGGAUGCAGGCUCAUUAUAAGCCAUCUGCCUUUAAGACUAUGAAUGAGCCUUUAAAAUCUGGAUCAGAUUGGUUACGAUCUAGAUACCUUGAUCCUGAGGAGCUAGGACAUGACUUGGACGGCCCUCCUAAAUCUCCACCAAUUGAAAAACCACCACUUCCACCCUAUGCUAGAUCCGGAGCCAUAUUUUUGGAUAAGGAACAUGAGUUGAAUCGGAUUACAGAACUAGACUGACAAUCUCCCCAAAUUGUAGUCACUUCCAACAGCCCUACAUUUGAACACUAUGGAGUACGACGACAUCAAAAGAUGACUGAACUGGGCCUGAAAUCAGACCAUGUCAAAUUUCUGACAUGGAAUAUUGCGGGUUGGGCUUCUAAAUUACACUGCCCUGGAUGUGAGGAGUUUUUAAGAUCAUUUGAUGUGGUUUGUAUGCAAGAAACCUGGUUUACUAAAAACAUUGUCCUAAAUGGUUUUUCGGUUUUAGAUCUACCUGUGGAGCCCGCUAAAGGAAGGGGGAGACCUAAGGCAGGCCUAGCUAUUAUGAUAUCCACCGCUUUACAUGUGAAUAUCAUCAAUAAAAGUAACGUUGCCUAUUUGUGAUCUUAAACAGGAACUGUCCCAAAGAACUAAAUCACUGAAUGCCAAAUGAUGAAAUAUAUAUAAUGAAACAUAGGAGUCCAAUAUUGAAUAAACAGUACCCAGUUCUCUUUAAGCUUAUCUGUGUCCAAGGCAUCUCUUGGAAUACC
This is a messenger RNA of Rhineura floridana, 3779 nucleotides long. RefSeq names its product nicotinamide riboside kinase 1 (gene NMRK1). The transcript has 9 exons. Bases 1044 to 1706 code for a protein of 220 amino acids. NCBI's taxonomy places the organism in Eukaryota, Metazoa, Chordata, Lepidosauria, Squamata, Rhineuridae. The record is from RefSeq and is a predicted model, not a curated record. Gene Ontology annotation, cellular component: cytoplasm.